AUGGAUAUUAUUCAAAAAAGAUCUAAAGAUGUUCGUAUAGAUCAAGAUGUUGAUUUUAGUACUUUGAUUCAAAAUCCUUUGAUUUUAAAAGGUUUAUCAGCUUCAGGAUAUGCUAGACCUUCUCCUAUUCAACUACAAGCUAUUCCUUUAGGUCGUCUUGGUGUUGAUAUGAUUGCUCAAGCAAAAUCAGGUACUGGUAAAACUGUGGUAUUUGCUGUCAUUGCUCUUGAAGCCAUUCAACUCUCUAUUACUUCACCUCAGGCUUUGAUCAUUGCUCCCACACGCGAAAUAGCUAUACAAAUCAAAGAUGUAGUUCAACAUUUAGGUCAAUACAUACCACAAUUCAAUUGUGAAGCUUUGAUUGGUGGUUUAUCAGUACAAGGUGAUAUAAAAAGAUUACAACAUUGUCAAGUCGUGGUUGGUACUCCUGGACGUUUAAUGGCUUUAUUGGAAUCAAAGAAACUAUCUACAAAAACAAUCAAGUUACUAGUCAUGGAUGAAGCCGAUAAAUUGAUGUCUGAUACCUUCCGACAACAAAUUAAAUACAUAUAUCAAAAAUUGAGUAUCAACAAACAAGUGGUUGCUUUCUCUGCUACUUUUACGGACGAACUUUUGGCAUCUCUGAAUGACUUUGUUAAGGAACCUCAUAUUGUAAAACUGACUCAUGAUUUACCGACGCUCGAAGAUUCAAAUACAAAUGAUUUUUACCAAACCAUACAGAUCUACAAGGACAAAUUUGAAACUACAGCCGAACUAUUAUCCAAGGUGGACUUUUAUCAAUGUAUGAUAUUUGUCAACAGUUUCCCAAGGGCUGCAGAAUUGGCAACAUGGCUUACAGAUAUGGGAUGGCGAUCAGGUCAUAUCUGUGCAGGAUUAUCACAAGAGAAACGGAUUAGUGUGAUGGAAGACAUGCGACAGUUCAAACUUCGGGUGCUUGUAUGCAGUGAUUUGAUAGCUCGUGGAAUCGACAUUGAUAGAGUCAAUUUAGUCAUCAACAUUGAUUAUCCUCAAAACAUAGAAACAUAUCUUCAUCGUGUCGGUCGAACAGGUCGUUAUGGAACAUCGGGAAUUGCGAUCAAUUUGGUGGCCACUGAAGAAGAUCAAAACUUUUUGAAAUCUUUACAAAAAAAAAAUGUAUCCAUUCCGCCCUUACCAGGUAUUUAUCACACAUGGAUUAUAAAAAGUAAAUGA
Molecule: messenger RNA, 1191 nt
Organism: Halteromyces radiatus
Lineage: Eukaryota; Fungi; Mucoromycota; Mucoromycetes; Mucorales; Cunninghamellaceae
Product: P-loop containing nucleoside triphosphate hydrolase protein
Exons: 7
Coding region: 1-1191 (396 amino acids)
Biological process (GO): cytoplasmic translational initiation
Cellular component (GO): cytoplasmic stress granule
Molecular function (GO): translation initiation factor activity; ATP binding
Source: RefSeq, a predicted model, not a curated record